This is a messenger RNA of Drosophila erecta, 651 nucleotides long. RefSeq names its product cuticle protein 16.5. NCBI's taxonomy places the organism in Eukaryota, Metazoa, Arthropoda, Insecta, Diptera, Drosophilidae. The coding region runs from base 47 to 469 and encodes 140 amino acids. The transcript is spliced from 2 exons. The record is from RefSeq and is a predicted model, not a curated record.
CAGCUUUGUGUUCUUGCUACGAGUUCAACUUGCAACCAAACCCAAAAUGUUCAAAUACUUCGUUUUUGCCGCCUUCUGCCUGGCCAACGCUGCUGCCGCUCCUGGCUACUUGGGAGGACUAGCUGCUCCGGCCUUGCCGUUGGCUGCAGCUGCUCCGGCCAUUUCCUACGGACACGCCUUGGCCGCUCCCUCGAUUGCUUCCUACGGAUUGGCCCCCAGGCUCAGCUAUGCCGCCCCGGCCUUGGCGCACGCUCCUCUGGCGGCUCCGGCCAUUUCCGCCUACGGAUUAGGAUAUGGCCCUGGACCCAUUGGCCUGGCUCAUGCUCCUUUGGGACUGGCUCACGCUCCUCUGGCCGCUCCCUUGGGACUGGGCUACAAGUCGGCCUAUCCAGCUCUGGGUGCUCCUCUGGGACUGGGCUAUAAGACGGCUUUGGCUGCUCCUGCCUAUGGACUCGCUCAUGGAUGGUAAGGGAGCUCCAUCCCACACAGCAUCGUUUUCCGCAUGUAUUUCGUUUUGUUUGGAUCGGUCAGAGAAGAGGUGUAAAUACACAGAAAAAAGAGAGAGAAUCAGUGAAGGUUUUGUGAAGUGAAAUCAGAUUAUCAAAAAACCGAUUGUGGAGAGUGGAAAUAUAUUUCGUUUGAAUUUAAAAA